Pediculus humanus corporis (human body louse) is the source of this 2025-nucleotide messenger RNA. RefSeq names its product Calpain C, putative. Lineage: Eukaryota; Metazoa; Arthropoda; Insecta; Psocodea; Pediculidae. Gene Ontology annotation, biological process: proteolysis. Gene Ontology annotation, molecular function: calcium-dependent cysteine-type endopeptidase activity. Gene Ontology annotation, cellular component: cytoplasm. The coding region runs from base 1 to 2025 and encodes 674 amino acids. The transcript is spliced from 12 exons. The record is from RefSeq and is a predicted model, not a curated record.
AUGACGGACUACGAAAAAAUAAAACGAUCUUGUUUAAAAAGAGGAGAAUUAUGGGAGGAUCCAGAUUUUCCAGCCACUCAAUCAUCAGUUUUCUAUCAUCAAACUCCUCCGUUUCAAUUUACGUGGAAAAGACCGAAGGAACUUUGCAACAGGCCUGUUUUUGUCAACGAUGCACCUGCUCAAUUCGAUGUCAGCCCUGGAAAAAUGGGCGAUCGUUGGUUGGUCUCUUGCUUGGGAGUACUUUAUUUAAGUAAAGGAUUAUUUUAUCGUGUGGUACCCGCUGAUCAAAAUUUCUGCACUCCGGAUCAUUACGUCGGAGUUUUCAGGUUUCGAUUAUGGUGGUGCGGAGAAUGGGUAGAAGUUUUAGUCGACGAUCGACUUCCAACAGUACACGGAAGACUCGCUUUUCUUCAAUCGACAAAUUCCGAUCAAUUUUGGCCCGGUUUGCUGGAGAAAGCUUAUGCCAAGCUUCACGGUUCCUACGAAGCGUUAAAAUAUGGUAGCCUACUCGACGGUUUGGCAGAUUUAACAGGUGGCAUAACUGAAAGUAUUAACAUACGACAGGAUCCGACAGCAUGCGGUAGAAUGCUUAAUAAACUAUUGGAAAUGACGUCACUCAUAACGUGCACGGUACAAUCGCCUAAUCAACAGGUUAGAAAUCAACAACCUGAAAAACUAGCUAAUGGAAUUCAACUAGGAAUAAACUAUAGGCUGUACACCGUCGACAGAGUGGAAACGUUCGGUGGAGAACCGAUACAGUUGAUUAAAUUAAGAAAUCCAUUAGGACCCGGAGGUGAAUAUGUCGGAGCAUGGGCAAGAGAUUCCGUGGAUUGGGAUGAGGUACCACCACACGAAAAAGAAAGAUUGUCUGCUAGGCACAUGGGAGACGGAGAAUUUUGGAUUUCCUAUUCCGAUUUCAUGAAAACGUUUACCCACCUCGAAAUAGUACAUUUAGACAACGAAACGAGUCGGGACGAACCUUCGCUCCAUCAUAAAACGACGUGGCAGAUGAGAAUAUAUCAGGGAGCGUGGCAAAAGGGUGUUUCCGCCGGCGGGUGUCGAAACAAUCCCGACAUGUUUCACAUAAAUCCUCAACUUCAUUUGAUAUUAAGCGAAGGUGAAGAAGUUGUUUUAUCACUUAAUCAGCAUAGUAUUAUGGAGCCCAAGGUCAUUGGAUUCACGGCAUAUUCGUUACCAAAGAACAAUACCGAAAUUAUUGGUAAACAAUUUUUCAAAAGGAAUAAAUCACUUGCCAAUUCACAGUAUACAAAUAGCAGACAGGUUAGUCACCGGUGUCAAUUGGAACAAGGAGGAUACCUGAUACUUCCGACCACAUUCGAACCUGGACAAGAAUCAAAUUUUACUAAUGACGUAACGGUUUUUUCUAACGACAAUUUUCUCUUUCGUGUGAUUAUCAUUAUUAUUAUUGAUUUCUUUUUCAGGUUAUUAGAUACUCAACCUUCUUUAAUAAAAUCGGCUAUUGUUAAAGCUCCUGCUAUACACGAUGGUAAAAGUUUUAGUCAAUACGAAGCAGUUUUUUUACAAUUAGCAGACGAACAUAGGACUGUAAAUGCUUUCGAACUUCAAGAACUUCUCGAUGCUUGCUUGCCAAACGAUUACAUAAAAAGCUGCGCGAGCAUGGAAGUUUGUAGACAAAUUGUUCUAACACUGGACAGCACGGGUUGCGGAAGGUUAAAGUUUAACGAUUUCAAAGAUCUUAUGUGCAGUUUAAAAUAUUGGCAAACUGCAUUUAAAAAUCAUUCGAAAGAGAAGAUUGGAAUUCUCAAAGCGGAAAGAUUAAAAGAUGCUUUGCUGGAAGUCGGAUUCCAGUUGGGUACUGACGUUAUAUCAAUUCUUAUAUUAAGAUACAUGAGAAAAGAUGGAACUUUGAGAUUUGGUGAUUUCGUAUCGACCAUUUUACAUUUAAGCGUUGCUUUCAACGUUUUCGAAUCCAAAGAUCCGUUACAAAAUGGAACCAUUAAAUUAAGUUUGGCCGAAUGGUUAAAAUCUUCACUUACUUGUUAA